Messenger RNA from Pungitius pungitius (ninespine stickleback), 4198 nucleotides. Its product is annotated as protein Dok-7-like. The transcript is spliced from 13 exons. The record is from RefSeq and is a predicted model, not a curated record. Gene Ontology annotation, molecular function: protein kinase binding. The coding region runs from base 78 to 2561 and encodes 827 amino acids. Lineage: Eukaryota; Metazoa; Chordata; Actinopteri; Perciformes; Gasterosteidae. Gene Ontology annotation, biological process: positive regulation of protein tyrosine kinase activity; neuromuscular junction development.
GAGAGAGAGGGGCUAUUUUGAAAGUGACCCCCUCAUUCAGGCAGCGACUGUGCAGCUGUCCGGAACCAUGACUGAAGAUGACGGAUUCUGUUGUCGUGGAGGGAUAUGCCAGACUCAGAGAUGGGAAAAAGUGGAGAACCAGGUGGCUCGUCCUUCGCAAGCCGUCUCCCGUAGCAGACUGUCUCGUGCUGCUGGUUUUUAAGGACAAGGCGGACAGGGCGCAGGGCAACAGGGAGCGGGCCAGUGUCACCUUGGAGGAGAUCUGCGGCGUGGAGGCGGGGCCGUGGCAUGACGGCGUGGCGUUCACCCUGGCCGUGCUGUGCCUGAACCAGGCCGCCCUGCUGGGCUUCGACGGCAAGGAGGCCCUGCAGGCGUGGGACGCCCGCCUGCGGUACAGCCUCGGCGAAGUUCACAGAUUCAGUGUCGGGGUCUUGCCAGGGACCAAGUUGGAGAGCGGACCCGCGACUCUUCACCUGUGCAAUAACUUGCUGACUCUGGCCAGGGACGUCCCUCCGGUGAUCAUCGGCCACUGGAACCUCCCGGACCUCCGCCGAUAUGGGCCUGUAGCCAAUGGAUUUGUGUUCGAGGGCGGAUCAAGAUGUGGUUACUGGGCCGGGGUCUUCUUGCUGGCGUCUGCCGAGAGCGAGCAGAUCAGCUUCCUGUUCGACUGCAUCGUGCGAGGCAUCUCCCCCACCAGGGGCCCCUUUGGACUGCGCCCCGUCCUGCCAGACCCCAGUGGCAGCCGGACCCAUUCGGAGGAGCGGUUGAACCACGAGGCCCAGGAGCUGGAGAAACGCCUGAGCAUGCUCUCUCACCGGAGCAGCACGGCCUCGUCCUCGUACUGCCCGUCGGCCGGCGGAGACGACCGCAGCAUCUCCGGCUCCUCCGACGCGUCCGACACCAGCCAAUCCGACGGCAGCGUUGGCAGCCGAGCGGCCGUUUGGAGCGAGCCGGCCUCCAGCCCCUCCGACGGCGGCCACCGCCACGCGGCGGCUAAAUCGGCCUCGCUGACCGUCGAGAAGCUCUCCGUCAACCAGGGCGGCGCCGAGCGGCCCGCGGCCAAGCCCCCCCCCCGUCAGCUGCAGGAGAUCGGCCGCCAGAGCUCCUCCGACAGCGGCAUCGCCACCGCCAGCCAUUCCUCUUACUCCGGGAGCUUCUCCUCGUGCGCCGGCAGCCUGGACACGGCCCCCGGCGGGGAGGACUUCGGCUCCGCUCUCAGCCUGCCUCCCCGCCUGGCUCACGACCUGAGCCCUUGCACUUGCGCCGCCGCGCCGCGCCACGAGUACCGAGUGCCGACAUCGCUUCGGUACCUCUACGACAGCCCCAGGGGUGUGUUGCGGGAGGGGAGCGGCGAGGCCCCAGACGGCUCGACGGGGGACCCGGCGCAGGAGGGCGGCGAACGCAGCGACUCGGAGACCGCCGAGAGGCCGGGGGAACACUUGCACAUCCCCCCCCCGGGGGAGGGGAGGAGAGGCGGGUCGGGGCCCGGCCAACAGCAAGAGUCGUGUCACACCUGCAAAACCAUUGUGACGAUCUGCUCGGCUUGUGGUGGAUUUAAGACCCAAUGCAUCCCUGCGAGUGGUUCAGCGAUACCUGUCAUACCAGCAGAUCAAAGUGCUGACAAAUCGCCACGCAGACCCUGCGGCGCCGCCACUAAACACUAUAUCGCGCCGGGGAACAUGCCGGAGGAGGCGCCUGGGUCCGAGGACGCCCAGAAGCCGACAGUGGGGAGGAGCGCAGAGUCGCCGCUGCCAGAGAGGGGAAGAGAUGAAUUAUCCGCUCUCCUCGCCGAUCUGCUCGGCGUCCCGGAUGCACACAGGCAGCCGGAGGCGACGACUGGCAGGCGGAACCUUUAUGAGUCAAUGAGCCCCGGUGCGGGAAAUGAGCCGAGGUCGGCGCCGCCCGGCGCCCGCACGCCCGCGCCUCAGGACGCCCCCGGAGGAGCCGCCGCCAUCUACGAAAACUGUUCAAAGUGCCGAGGGGAGCGCUGCCGCCCUCCGCCUCCGGGACCCUCCCCGACGGGGGGGUCGAGGCCCGCGGCGAGCCGAGAAGGCCAAGCGGCCGCCGGCGAAGACAAGAGGCUUAAUGGCAAAGGGGAAAGACGCAGAGCCGAUCCCGCCUAUGAGAUCAUGGAGAGUCGGCCGCUGGAGAGGAACUCGGAGGCGGAAGAAAAAAGCAAGUACGAGCUAAUGGGCAGCUGUGGGCAGAAGAGGCUCCUCCAGGAGGAUCAAGCGGCGGCGGCGGCGUCCGUCCUCCCCCCCCCCCCGGAGGCAGCGCUCCCCGAAAGGCCUCGCGGCGAAGGCGUGACGUACGUGAACAUCCCCGUCAGCCCCACGUCCAAGAAGCAGCUCAACUACAUGGAGCUGGAGCUGCAGGAGCCGGGCCCCGGCCCCCGGGGGAGCGCGGCGCACCCCCCCCCUCAGCGGAGGAGCUCCACGAAGUACGCGCAGAUUGACAUCACCGCCACGGAGACGGCCCACAAGGUGGGCGCGCAGCACGCCCUGGGGCGCCAGGAGGGCCUGCACGCCCUGGAGCAGAGGCGCAAGGGGACGCCGCAUUGAUUCCUCGGCCACUGGACUGUUAAAUCUCUCAGCAGGGUGUGCGUUUGGCCCGAGGACAGCGUGCCACAUGGCAGCCAUCUCUCUGAGAAGGUGUUUUUAUUUUUUUUAUUUUUUUUAGUUGAGACUGUUCCGAAAGAUCCUCUGCUGCAGGUUGCACCAGCUGGUCUUUGCUAAGCCUGGUCCUAACCGACCAGUCUGCCUUUAUUCUGACCAGUCUGUAGAAUGAACCCAUAUGAAUACAGUUUUAAGUGGUUUUCGUCUUAUUCAGAUGCAGAUAUAAUCGUUUUUUUUAUUUAUUUUUUAUGAGCUCCUGACUAAGCGUAAGAUUUAAGCGAGACGAAGGCUUUAGGCUUGGAUGGAGCGACCGGCAUUCCUCUUCUCCUCCCCGGGUCUACACCGCGUGGUCGGCGUGGACUUUCAGCAGCUUCUCGAAAGCUGCCGGUUAGACGCCGUAACCUCAAAGCAACUUAAAGAUGGAGCAGAGGAUUUGGACCAACGUUUCAAACUGUUCUCUUCUAGUGGAUUUGGGCAUCUCAUUAAACGGCAUUAUGUCAGUGGCAGAGCCUCAGGCCAACUUGGAGGAAAAUAAGCGAGUCCUGAGCUGAGUCACCGAGCAAAAUGAGACGCCAACCAACCCCCCCCCCCCCCACAGCUCACUCGGCUAAUCUCUAAUAACAUGCAAUAUGCUUCAUUUUUUUUUCUCUUUGGGAGAACGAGGCAGGUUGGCAGCAGGAGAUGAAGCGGAGAAAGUGUUCUCACAGGGAGUUCAUGUCCUCAGUGACAGCCGAAAUCCUUAAUUCUACAUUAGAAGUGUGUUGAUGUUGGUGUUGGGAUGUUGGGAUAUGGUUCAUCCAGUCUUACCCAGAAAUAACAUUUCGCACUGUUGAAACAGUUUCUGUUAAAUGCAGGAUAAGAAAUGCUUCUGCGUAAUUCUUCCAUCUUGUGCACGGUGACGUUUAGCCCCGGGUGUAGCUAAUGGAUUGGUAUUCCUGAUGAGCAUAAUCUCUAUAUUACUAAUGCAAAGCUGAGAGGAUGUCAUAAUCAACUGAUAUUCUUCAUUUAAGCAAUAAGGUACGAGCAAUGCUACCAGCGAAAUUGAAAUAGUAAGUAAAUAGUGGCCACCAAAUGUGUAUCUCAUUUCAGUAGUCUGGAGAAAAAAUAGUCUCCAUACGUGCAUGUAAACAGCAUUGGGUCUCACCCGGGUGACUCACUCGCAACCAAUCAGAACGCUGGAUUUUAUCUACCCGUAUUAUAAUAAUCUGUAACAAAUGUAUCCCAGAUUUCCCUGCCUGACACUCAUGGUCCUGGUUUGUGAAAUGACGUAUUUAAAGUUUUUGAAGUUUUCUUUUUCUACUGGUUAAAUGCGUUCCCUUAUUCCUGUUGGGUGAAGCAUUUUUACUGAAACUAAAAUGGGUAUUUAGUAAUGUUUUGAACAACUAUUUUAGUAGCACAUUUUAUCCAUGUAUUGUUUUGGUCACUAUGAUUACACUAUAUUUUCAUAUCUGUAAAUACAUGUUCUUUCUUUUUAGAUCUGGAUUGUUAUACACAUGUAAAUCCAUUAUGUAUGUACAGAGAUGGGAGGAGUUCAAUGAUUGCCAUUUUUCUUGUAAAUUAUAUAUAACAUGAUUACAUAAUUA